Molecule: messenger RNA, 1522 nt
Organism: Mus musculus (house mouse)
Lineage: Eukaryota; Metazoa; Chordata; Mammalia; Rodentia; Muridae
Gene: Zfp637
Product: zinc finger protein 637
Exons: 3
Coding region: 596-1339 (247 amino acids)
Cellular component (GO): nucleus
Molecular function (GO): sequence-specific double-stranded DNA binding
Source: RefSeq, marked validated
AGCGUUGCAGCGGCUGCUACGGGCUCGGCGCCGGCUUUGUCUGUCUGCGGGCGCGCGCCGCUGCGGUGAGUGUUGCUGAGGCCGGGGCUGUGCGCCCGAGAGAGGGGGCUGUGUCUUGAGCCUGCUGCUCCGGCCAGGGCGCGUGAGCAGGCCAGGCUGGCCGUCCGGGCCAAAAUCGCCAACCGCAGACAAGGGUUCUCCAGACCAGCCCAUGGAAGAAUCAUAUGAAGAGGCGGUGAUCAAAGUCAGCGAGCAGGAGUGGACAUGUUUGGGUUCCCAACAGCUACCCUGCUGGACUGUCAUGGAAGAUACGCCCAGAAUGUAGCCUUUUUCAGUGAGUGAGUCAGCUGGUUGCUGGGAUGACGUCAGAGCCCCUAUAAGAAGAUGCAUUCAUUUGGUGAAGCUCACUGCUCUACAGGUUGCAGGGAAAGCCUGCAAGCUGGGAUUGGAAAUGAUAAUCAAAACAAAGCAAGAAAACAGUUUGAAGCCGGACAGUGGUGGUGCAUGUCUUUAAUCCCCGCACUUAGGAGGACGAGGCAGGCGGAUCUCAUAUUGGUGCAUCUUACAUGACUUCCCUCUCGUUUUACCAGAUGUGAUGACAGAAGCCCACAAGUAUGAUCCUUCAGAGGCCACAGGAUCCUCAAGCUGGGAUUUCCAGAGCUCUUUCAGAAGAGAGAAGCUGGAACAAAAGUCCCCGGAGUCUAAGGCCCUCCAGGAAGACUCACCUGGAGUGAGGCAGAAGGUCUAUGAUUGCCAGGAAUGUGGGAAGUCUUUCCGGCAGAAAGGGAGCCUAACGCUGCACGAGAGAAUCCACACUGGUCAGAAGCCCUUUGAGUGCACCCAGUGUGGGAAAAGCUUCAGGGCCAAGGGCAACCUGGUUACACAUCAGCGGAUCCACACAGGAGAGAAGCCCUAUCAGUGCAAAGAGUGUGGGAAAAGCUUCAGUCAGCGAGGCAGCCUGGCUGUCCACGAGAGACUCCACACUGGACAGAAACCCUACGAGUGUGCCAUUUGCCAGAGGAGCUUCCGAAAUCAAAGUAACCUCGCCGUGCACCGAAGAGUUCACAGCGGUGAGAAGCCCUAUAGAUGCGACCAGUGUGGAAAAGCUUUCAGCCAGAAAGGAAGCUUAAUUGUGCACAUCCGCGUCCACACGGGUCUGAAGCCCUACGCGUGUUCCCACUGCAGGAAGAGCUUCCAUACCAGGGGCAACUGUCUCCUGCAUGGAAAAGUCCACACGGGAGAGACACCCUAUCUCUGUGGCCAGUGUGGGAAAAGUUUCACUCAGAGAGGGAGCCUGGCUGUGCACCAGCGAAGCUGCUCACAACGGCUCACUCUGUAAACACCCCUCAAAGGAAGUUCUUCUUACCCAUUGAGAGUACAAAGCCCUCAGUAAUCAAGAGUUUUACCCAGUGUCAUAGGGUAAGUGGAAGUUCUUUCAGAAGGACCAGCCUUUGGUAGGGCAAACUGACUUUUUCCCUCUCCCCCAAAUGAAUAUGAGAAAUAAAUGUCCUGUUUAUCAUUA